Molecule: messenger RNA, 4578 nt
Organism: Lates calcarifer (barramundi perch)
Lineage: Eukaryota; Metazoa; Chordata; Actinopteri; Centropomidae
Gene: srms
Product: src-related kinase lacking C-terminal regulatory tyrosine and N-terminal myristylation sites
Exons: 8
Coding region: 565-2079 (504 amino acids)
Biological process (GO): cell surface receptor protein tyrosine kinase signaling pathway; cell differentiation; protein phosphorylation
Cellular component (GO): extrinsic component of cytoplasmic side of plasma membrane
Molecular function (GO): non-membrane spanning protein tyrosine kinase activity; signaling receptor binding; ATP binding
Source: RefSeq, a predicted model, not a curated record
AGUGUCCUUCAGUACGCAGGUGUGUGAGCUGCAGGGGGUGUGCCGAGCGCCAAACCCAAACUUUCGUGCGCACCGCGCCGCUGCCUCACCUUCACCUCUCCCUCUCCCUCGGUGGAUUUUACACCUGAGCGUCAGCGGCUGCAGCAUUUUUCUCCCUCGCUGCAGAUUACAGUGGAUUAACAUUUUCUGGGGAGCCAUGCUCUCACACUCUCGGUUCAUCUUGGGUCGCGCCGCCGCCGAGUCCUUGCAGAGAACCGAUCCGGCUUGGAUGGCCUCCAUUCCCGUUUCCGCAUUCCCGCAGCCGCCGUGCGCACUGCAGGCGCGGAGCUAAGAUCCAUGAUCUCAACAGAAAAAACCGGUUCCUCCGGCUAAUCUACCCAACUAUUGCUGGUGGUGCAUUAUGUUUCCAGCCAGAGGAAGAGAGGGAAACCGGGGGACUGAACAGCUGGUGACUGUAGGCUGUAAAAGGCCGUUUUCAGCGGACUGAUAAACCCUGAAGCGCGUCUUAUCGAUCGGUGUUAGAAUAACGCCUGGAAUAAACCCGCCGCCGCUUCAUGUCCCGGGAUGGAGAGUUGCUGUCGCUCGUGUAUGCCGUGUUUAAACCGGCUCUGGAACUGGAUAUGGCCCGACUUCCGCUACCCUAACGUCCCCAACCACAACCAUGUCAUCGCCAACCCGGCCGCGCAGGCGGCGGAGAUCCGCACCGUGUCCGGCGACAUCCGCAUCCCGUCGCCCAAGAAGCGGCCGGUGCAGCUGUACGCGGCGCUCUUCGACUUCGUGGCCCGAAGCGACGACGAGUUGACGGUGAAGGAAGGGGACAAGCUGUCGGUGAUCGAGAAGCGGGGGGAGUACGUGCUGGCCAAGAAGCUGACCGGGUCUCUGGAGUCCGGGCUGAUCCCGGCGAACUACGUGGCUCUGCUGCAGGACGAGUUCGCCAAACACAAGUGGUACUAUGGGAACAUAAACAGAGUGAAAGCUGAGAAGUUGCUUCUGGCUUCCCAAAACAAAGAUGGCUCCUUCCUGGUUCGUAUCAGUGAGAGUCACAGCGACGAGUACACAAUCUCCGCCCGGAGCGAGGGGAAAGUCUACCACUUCAGGAUCCAGCGCUCCACCAUCGGCGCGUACUUCGUCUCAGAUAAGAUCUCCUUCGCCACACUGGGGGAGCUCAUCUCCUACUAUCAGAAAAACCCCCGCAGCCUGGGAGUGCCGCUGGAUGAGCCCUGCGCCCAGCAGCGGGAACUGUUCGACAUGGAGCCAUGGGAGAGACCCCGAGAGGAGUUCAAACUCCACAAGAAACUGGGAGAGGGACACUUUGGAGAGGUGUGGGAGGCUCUGUGGACCACAGAGAACAAGAAGGUGGCCAUAAAGAUGCUGAAACAAGAGGACACAAAGCAGGACGAGUUUGUGAAGGAGGUUCAGGCGCUGAAGAGCCUCCAUCACCCGAAGCUGAUCCAGCUGUUGGCCAUGUGCUCCAGAGGAGAGCCGGUUUACAUCGUCACAGAACUCAUGAGCAAAGGAAGCCUCAAGUCGUACCUCGCCUCGGCUGAAGGCCAGGUGCUGACUUCAGCUCAUCUGAUCUACAUGGGCAGUCAGAUUGCAGAGGGCAUGGCCUACCUGGAGGACAGAAACAUCGUCCACAGAGACCUGGCUGCCAGGAACAUCCUGGUGGGAGACGAUCUGGUCUGCAAGGUGGCCGACUUCGGACUGGCUCGGAUUAUUAAGGACAGUGUUUAUACAGCCAGUCGAAGCACAAAGAUCCCCGUGCGGUGGACGGCUCCUGAGGCGGCCAUUUACCAGAAGUUCUCUGUAAAGUCGGAUGUUUGGUCGUUUGGCGUGCUGCUGUAUGAGAUGAUGUCACGUGGCAAAAUGCCUUAUGAAGGAAAAAGCAACAAGGAGGUGUUGGAUCUGCUGUCGUCUGGGUUUCGGCUGCCCUGUCCGACCCGCUGUCCUCAGAACAUUUACCGCAUCAUGAUGGACUGCUGGGCCGCUGAGCCGUCCAAGAGACCCUCCUUCCACGCCCUGCACAGCCAACUGGAUUCAAUCUAUGCCAGGAUAUAUUUCAAGACCAUAGAGGUUUAGAAAGAUGGAGACCUGGGCAGAGAAAAGGGCAGUUAUAGGGUAUAAAUGGUGUAAGAGAAGAUCCUCUGCAACUGGACUUUGGCAGAAGGAUGGACUACAGAAAUGAAGGAAUAAGGAAUGGGGGAUGAGAAAUGGCAAGGAAUAUUCUCCUCCCCCACGCAAUACACUUCCACAACAGGGUAUAUGUACUUUAAAAACACUAAGGUGUGAUAGGACAGAGGGAGGAAGAGCACAAGAAACUGGAGAGGCGAUGGAGAAGAUGCUCGCCAAAUCAAACAAAUCAGAGGGGAAACUGAGAAGGAAAAUGGCUGAAAGACAGGACAGCAGUUAAAUGAAUGACUGAAAAUAGCCUGAGAAAGGUGUGUAAAUACACUCCUAAAAGAAACUUAACACUAAACCCCUCGGCACAUUCACAGCACCAACUGUUUUUAAUUUUAUACCCUUCUGUGUUUUAUAAAUAAUAUUUUAUUACUUCUGUACGUGCCAUGUCUGUGUAUGCACACUUUGAAAUGUUAUGAAAUCACAGGUCUUUGACUGCAAAGCCAGUGCUAAAUUUGAGGUUAUGUGCAAUAAUUAAAUGCUUGCUGGGUUUUUAGCCAUGCUAGGGGCCUGGUGCUAUAGGGAUGCUAGUGCCAGUUGGUCUGUUGGUCCAACACUUUGGUCUCGAUCUUGACACAGAUUGCGUCAGUCUUCUGGCCCAGCACUUCAGUUUUUGAGGUGCAUUAUCUAAUUAUGACAACCAGCUGUACUGUACUUUCAGAGUAAAGGAUAGGUCAAAGGUACACGUUUGAAAAUAAUAGAGAAAACAGAGAAAAAUCACAUCAGCUCCAGAUGAAGAGGGAGCUCAGUGGUCGCCAUUUUGACAGUGAUGAUGACAUCAUUGCUGUUGUGGACCAUUUUCUCAGAUGGUAUUGACAUGUGAUUUAAACAUUUUUGAAACAGAAAUACCACAAAAAUUAUUAACAUGUAAGCAGAGCUGUAAGUCAUCUCCCUCUAGUGUAAGCCACAGUGUUAUCAGUUAAGGAAUGACUACAGCAGCCAAUGACUCUGUUACUUCUCAUAUGGCAUGCAAGUAUUGUUUUAAGGUAGACGUGAAAAAAAUCCUAGUUUAUUCUUUAAAAUAAUAGUGCAGCCUUUUUGGAUAUAUGCUUUUUCGUGUUCUUGCUAAGAGUUAGAUGAGAACCUUGAUGGCACUCUCAUGUCUCUACAUUAACCAGGGAGCCAAAGCCAAGAUCCUAUUAGCCUCGCCAGGGGGAAAGAGCUAUCCUGGCUCUGUCUUAAGUUAAAAAGAUACACCCACCAACACCAGUAAAACUCACCAGCUAACUGUUAUAUCUAGUUUGCUUAACCCAUACUCAGAUAGAAAUGAGAAUACAACAAUUUUACAGUGUAUCAGUCAAGACUCCCAGUCAAUGACCUGAAGGCAACUGAACUGAGGCUUUUUGAUGAAACGUCGACAAGAACUGCCGUCAUAUAGCACUUUGUAACAGUUUUGCAGGUAGAUUAAUUAAGUACUUUAACUAUGUCUCAGUGACCAGCAGCUGUGUGUUAAUGACUGCAGUUUUCACCAGCUGUCUGGAAAACUAUUUUUGCAUAGAGACAUGAGAGCAGUAUCAAUUUUCUCAUGCUUUUAAUGCUAACAAGAAUGCACAAGUUAGCAUGCUAGCUAGAAUACAUACUAAUGCUUAGCAGUGUAGCAAUGUACUACACUGCACAAGCAUUACACAGCACAUCUAGCAUGUCAGCACUGAUCCAGUACAGCUUAGACUGAGAGAGGUUGAGCCUGAGAAGCCCUGAAAUACCCACUGUGCUAGAGUUUUAUCUCUAUUUCUCAUCCAUCCACCAGUUUUGUCCUCUGGACUCACGGGGCCCCUAGCAUCGCUGCACACUGUUAGUCUUGAUAUUAACCACAAGCAUAAAGUAUUUUGUUCAGCCCACCUUCUGUUACAGGGAUUUGAGAAGGUUUUGGCAACAUGUUGCAUAUCUAAUACAUCUGGAUACCAGUUUCUUUAGAGUAGUAUGGCAAUUGUUUUUAUCCUCCUGUGAUACAUUUAAUAGUGGCUGAGCCAGUGCUUGAAAAGCCAGUGGGCCAUAGUGCCAUGUGUACAGGCCUUAAGUUAUUAAAACUCUUCUACAGGCCCAAUGUAAUGGCCAGGAACACCUUGAGUGCUUAUGUUUACAUAACAGAGUAAAAACUACAAAAAUGAACACUAAGGCUAAAAGUCCUGCACAGUGAAUCAGCCAUAUCCAGAAGACACUUUGUGAGGGGGCGGGGAGUGGGAUUUCUACACCACAAAAUUGUACAACAAUGUUGCAAUGCAAUGCAAUUUGAGAACAAUGCAACUUUGGUCUUUUAUGCAUGACAUUUACAGAAGACAAAGCCAAGUUCAGGAAACUUGAGCCAUAAUCACAAGAUUGAGUUUUGUGUUUUAGGCUGUGUGCCAUCAGGUACCAAACACCAGUAGUGCAAAGAAUAAAAUAUUUUAAGUAUUGUUUUGA